This is a messenger RNA of Notolabrus celidotus (New Zealand spotty), 1780 nucleotides long. RefSeq names its product solute carrier family 22 member 13-like. NCBI's taxonomy places the organism in Eukaryota, Metazoa, Chordata, Actinopteri, Labriformes, Labridae. Gene Ontology annotation, biological process: transmembrane transport. Bases 1 to 1596 code for a protein of 531 amino acids. Gene Ontology annotation, cellular component: membrane. Gene Ontology annotation, molecular function: transmembrane transporter activity. The transcript is spliced from 10 exons. The record is from RefSeq and is a predicted model, not a curated record.
AUGGCUGAUUUUGAAGAGAUCCUGAGGAAUAUUGGAGAAUUUGGAUUAUUCCAACAGCUCACUCUACUUGCACUUAGCUUCCCAAAUUUGAUUCAGUCUUUUGUCUUUGCUAGUUUUCUUUUUGUGGAGUUUGAUCCAGAGCGACACUGUAACACAGCCUGGAUCCUUCAGGCAGACUCUGAGCUGACCCCAGAGGAGCAGCUGAACCUGACUGUGCCCCACGAGGAGGAUGGGUCCUACAGCAGGUGUCAGAUGUUCAAACCUGUGGACUGGAACAUCAGUACCAUCAGAGAGAACGGGCUCAAUGAGACCAUAGGUUGUCAGAAUGGAUGGGUUUACAUCAACACCAUGUUUAACAGCACCGUCGUCACUGAUUUUGAUUUAGUUUGUGGCGGGACUAACCUGGUGGAAUUCAUACAAUCUGUGUUCAUGGCCGGCGUUCUCAUUGGUUCCCUCAUAUUUUUACCUUUUGCUGAAUCGUUUGGUCGCAAACGAGCAAAUCAAAUUCCAGUUGUGAUAAUGUUUAUUUUUAUUAUAGCAGCAGCACUAAGCCCAAAUAUCUACCUAUAUUUAGUCUUCCAGCUCCUGGUGGGAGUUGGAGUUGGAGGUUAUCGAGUCAGCUCUAUCUUACUGGUCACCGAGUGGAUGGGUGUGUCCAAACAAUCAUUGGGGGCAUUAGUGACUCAGUUGUUCGAUGCAGUGGGUCAGUGCAUCCUGGCUACUGUGAUCUACAUCAUCAGAGACUGGAGAGUGACCCAACUCAUCCCAGCAGCUCCACUUGCACUCGUGGUUUUCUACAUAUGGUUUAUUCCAGAGUCGGCCCAAUGGUUGUUGAACAGAGGAAAGACAGAAGAGGCUAAACGGCUGAUCAUGAAAGCAGCAGCUGUCAACAAACGCACUGUCCCAGACUAUCUGUUGGACAAGAUUGCUGUGAAAGAAGUUGAAAACCAAGGAGGCAUCAGAGUUAUUUACAGAUCCUCUGUGCUAAUGAAGUAUUUGGUCAUUUUGGUGCUGGCAUGGUUUGCAUCCAGCCUCGCUUCGCUCUGCCUGUACUUCAACAUGGCAAAUUUUGGCAUGAGCAUUUUUCUGACGCAGUUCUUGUUCGGUACGAUUGAAGUCCCAGCUCACACAUUCAACUUGUGGCUGCUGGAGGUUUUGGGAAGGAGAAAAUUAUUCAUAUCAACAACUGUGUUGGGAGGACUUUCAUGUAGUCUCAUCCUUGUUGUUCCUCAGGGGAAUGGCAUUGUUGUUACAGCCUUGGUCGUCAUGGCACGUUUCCUCCUGAUGUGGGGUGCUACCUUAUCUAAUGUUUAUAUCCAAGAGUUGUUUCCAACAUCUGUCAGUCAAACAGCCUCAGGUGUAGGAGCCACAGCAGCAAGAAUAGGAGGGUUGCUGGCUCCGUUGCUCAACAUGUUGACCAUGUACCACAGGGUCAUACCCAUCACAGUCUUCAGCAGCCUCACAAUCAUCAGUGGAGCCCUCGGCUUCCUGCUCCCUGACAUCAGCAGGAAAGAUAUUCUUGAGUAUACAGAUGAGUCCGAGAAGAGAAGAACUGAGACCUCAGCAAACACAGCCUCAUGUUCAACAAAGCUGUAGAUCUCUGUAUAAUGUAAAGUCACUUAACAUUAUAUAAACAGAUAAAAAAGCAGCUGCAAAAGUUCAGGUUAUACAGUCGAGUAUGCACAACACAUUAAAGGUAAAUCAGCUUCAUAUACUGCUUUACUUAUCAUUACCUUUGUAUAAGGGACAGUUUUUUAUGAUCAAUUAUUUUUUAUCCUGA